This is a messenger RNA of Bursaphelenchus okinawaensis, 292 nucleotides long. Lineage: Eukaryota; Metazoa; Nematoda; Chromadorea; Rhabditida; Aphelenchoididae. The record is from the annotation of a GenBank genome assembly.
AUGGAGCUAGACUAUUUUGGUAAGAGUUAUAAAAAAAAGUUUUCUUCAAUUUUUUUAAAAUUUUUUAAUUGUUUAAUAAUCUUUAGAUUACGGGCAGCUUGACAGUUUUGAUUCUUCACUUCACUCAGUAAGCCCUGUAUCACUGUAUACACCGUCGUACAAUUACUUGGACACGUAUGAUUACAACAACUACUAUACAUAUCAUUACCCACAUAGGACCGUUCCUCCGUUUUUAGACACCACCACACACCGUGAUCACUUCAGGUGGAAGAUCUCGAACAAAGAAGUGUGA